AUGUCCAACCAAACUACGUGGUCUGAGUUCCUUCUCCUGGGAUUCUCUGACGUUCGGGAGCUGCAGAUUUUACACUUCACAGUGUUUUUAGUCAUUUACCUGACAGCCCUGAUGGGGAAUCUUCUCAUCGUCACAGUUAUAACCCUCGAUCGCCACCUUCAUACCCCCAUGUACUUCUUCCUGGGCAACUUAUCCAUCCUAGACCUCUGCUACAUCUCAGUCACUGUCCCUAAAUCAAUGGCCAGCUCCCUAACCAACACCAGACGGAUCUCUUUCUCUGGCUGUGUCACCCAAGUCUUUUUGGUUGUGUGCUUUGCUGCUGCGGAAAUGGCCUUCCUUACGGUGAUGGCAUAUGACCGCUAUGUAGCCAUCUGCCUUCCUCUGCGUUACAGAGAAAUCAUGAACAGAAGUGCCUGUGUCCAGAUGGCAGCUGGUUGCUGGGUCAGCAGCACAAUCUAUUCAUUGCUUCUUACUGUCAAUACCUUCAGGCUGCACUUCUGUGAGUCCAAUGUGAUCGGUCAGUUCUUCUGUGACAUCCCACAGCUGCUAAAAGUCUCCUGUACUAAUAUAUGUGACCAUGAAAUUUUGCUUCUUGUCUGUUGCUCAGUCUUUGUCUCCAUGUUCAUUAUUUCCAUAUUUGUGUCUUAUAUUCACAUUUUCUCCACUGUGCUGAGAAUCCCCUCUGCACACGGCAGGUACAAAGCCCUCUCCACCUGCCUGCCCCACCUGAUUGUGUUUUCUUUAUUUAUGUGCGCCACCAUGUUCACCUACAUGAGGCCAGAAUCAAUGUCCUCACUGUAUCUGGACCUGCUGGCUGCCGUGUUCUAUUCUGUAAUGCCACCACUAUUGAAUCCCAUGAUUUACAGCCUCAGAAACAAGGCGAUAAAACAUGCUUUGGGGGAAAUGAUAGGAAUGAUAUUUGGCAUGAAGAAAAAUUAA
This is a messenger RNA of Mauremys reevesii (Reeves's turtle), 939 nucleotides long. Its product is annotated as olfactory receptor 14A16-like. Gene Ontology annotation, cellular component: membrane. Gene Ontology annotation, molecular function: G protein-coupled receptor activity; olfactory receptor activity. Lineage: Eukaryota; Metazoa; Chordata; Testudines; Geoemydidae. The transcript has a single exon. Gene Ontology annotation, biological process: G protein-coupled receptor signaling pathway. The coding region runs from base 1 to 939 and encodes 312 amino acids. The record is from RefSeq and is a predicted model, not a curated record.